Molecule: messenger RNA, 2305 nt
Organism: Salvia miltiorrhiza (redroot sage)
Lineage: Eukaryota; Viridiplantae; Streptophyta; Magnoliopsida; Lamiales; Lamiaceae
Exons: 7
Coding region: 284-1174 (296 amino acids)
Source: RefSeq, a predicted model, not a curated record
AGAAACAAAAACAGCAACAACGAAAAACCUCUCCCACUUCACAAAGCAAAAAGAAAUAGCAGCAGCAGUAUCUGCUUAUAAUUUAGUGCAAACAGUUGUCAAUUAUUUCUCUCUCUCCAAAUUUGGAAAAUUCCUCUUGGAUUCUUCGCACCAAAAAAAUCUGGAGCAACCCCACGGUAAUGUGAGCAAAUUGCAGGCUCGCUGCAGCAGAUGUUCUUCCCAAAAUUUAAGGUGCGCUCCAAUUUUUUUUUAAUGCAGUAGCUGAAACAAUUCGCACAAACGAAUGACAAGCGAGUCGAGCGCCGGGUUCCACCACCACCACCACGCCGGAUUGUUCACACCCGGUGGAACAACGAGCAGCAGCAGCAGCGGCGGCAGUGGAAACUAUACUUACGGCGGAGGAAGCAUGAAUUUGGGCGGAAAUGAAUGCCCUAGCGGAAGAAUGCUCUUUGGUGCGCAGAAUUCUCUUGAUUCUUCGUUGACGCAUGUGCUGGAUUCGUUUCCCGGGUUGAAGCACGACGGCGGUUUCGCGGUCGAGUGGUUGAUUGAUGAACAGUACAAGUUAGAGGAGGGACUUGCCAAAUAUGCUAGUGAACCCAAUAUCAUAAAGUAUGUUAAGAUUGCUGCCUCACUUCGUGACAAGACGGUCCGAGAUGUUGCUCUGCGAUGCAGAUGGAUGAUGAGAAAGCGGAGGAAACAGGAGCAUCCGUGCUUCGGGAAGAAAGUUAAGGAUCGGAAGGAAAAAAUGGUGGAACCAGCUUUGAAGACUAACAUGCCUUCAGCUUCUUCAGUGAAUGUUGGUCCAUAUUCAUCAACCACAAAACAGCAGUGUGGUUACAUGAUCACAGGAGUACUGAGUGGCAUGACCAGACAUCUUCUAGAAGAAAACAGUCGGUCUUUUGAACAAAUUUCUGUAAAUCUUUCGACUCACAAGCUGCAGCAAAAUAUCGAUCUCUUUUUCCAUGUGAGGAAUAACAUAAUUACAGUUUUGGACAGCAUGACAAAAAUGCCUGGAAUCAUGAGUCAAAUGCCUCCUCUUCCAGUGCUCUUAAAUGAGGAACUCACAAGUAGCAUUUUUCCACCAUCAUCUCAGGUGUGUCCCAUUUCCAUUCUCCAUACUGUCAUUAUAGAACUUCGUCAUUUUUCAAAAAAUGCCAGCUUGCAUAAAGUAUGAUAGUUCUAAAUUUAUGAUUAUAUUUUCUGUUGAUUCUCAAUGAAUUGGUCGACAGUAAGCUACUUCUGAUGAAAACCAUUUCAGUUAACAUUUUUGUCAUCUUAGAUUUACAACAUUCCUUUAAAGGUUUGAACAAUGAUUUUUCUUUAAAAGAUUUCUAAAGCUUCUACCUUUUGUCAUUUUAAAAAAUUAGUUAGCACAAUUUAUUACUUAGCUCCUCCACACAACAUACUUUUAUAUCAAGUUUAGGAGAAGAGGACUUCUAUAGCAUAAAGAAGAAAAUAAAAAAACCACUUCUUUGCUUUCUUAUGCUAUGCAUAAAAGGUAUAAGGAAUAUUUUUAAAUUUGACAAUUUUGGAUAUUUGGAACUCGUUUCUUACAUAUUUCUAAACUUCUCUAGUUAUUAUAUCAUGAAAAAUGUUUAUGGGAGUAUGUAUUUUGUCACGACUAAUAAUGUACAGACAUAAACUUGAACAUGGGAAUCAAUCAUCACAUGAGAAGUUUCCUUCAGUUCUCCAGUAGAAAUAAUACUCGUGGUUGGUGAAUAUUGAACUUUCUAUACAUUGUGAGCAAACUAAUCUUCUUGCUUAUGAUAAAUACAUGAUCUAUAUUCAACAUGUCACCCACUCAAUUCUCUUCCAUUUCCAGCCGAUGAUGAUGUUCAGCUCGUCAAGUGUGGCACACGUGAAGCAGGAGCCUGGAUGCUGAUUGACGGCUCCUGGCUUUACCUUUAACGCAUUGAUUCUCUGUAAGUGUAAAAAGUAUUCCCCUGCAAAGGCUGAAGAAGAAAAGAAGCUUGCAGGUUUUGUAGCAUGGUGAUGUGUUAAAAAAAAUUAUUGGGGCUUAUGAUUUGAGGAAGAUGGAAUGCUACAGAAAAUAAAUUGAUGAGAGUGAAGUCCAGAUCUUGCAAAAAUAGUGACCAACCACUGACAUCUAAUGUUAGCUGCCACUUUUUUUGUAUUUAAGUUUUUCGGAAUAUAGUUCCGUCAUUGAUUCCAUUUUCGAAACUCAAAACUGCAUAUUUUGAAAUUAUUUGAAAAGCCUUAUCAAUUUAGGGUGAUUCACUGACAUUGUCAAAUGUAAAAUGUAUUCAAACUCCAGAGAUUAUUAUUCGCCCACUGUAUUUUAGUA